AUGCCAAAAUCUACAGCUGAACAAUGGCUUGGAAUAGCUGAUAGAUUUUAUCAAAGUACAAAUUUUCCAAAUUGCUUGGGUGCGAUAGACGGCAAACUCAUACGAUGUAGAAAUCCCAUAAACUCUGGCUCAUAUUAUUUUAACUACAAAAAAUUUUUUUCUAUUAUAUUGAUGGCUGUAGUUGAUGCUAAUCUCAGUUUUAUUUGUAUUGAUUUUGGAGCUUACGGUAGGGAAUCAGAUUCUACUGUAUUUAAACAAAGCACAUUUGAAAGUUCUCCAUUACCAUAUGUGUUUUUGGCUGAUGAGGCUUUUGGUUUGCAUACAAAUUUGUUGAGACCAUAUCCUGGGCGAGGUUUAAAUGAUAAGCGGCGUGUUUUUAAGUACAGGCUCUCAAGAGCACGAAGGACGGUCGAGUGUGCAUUUGGAGUAUUAUCCAACAAAUGGAGAGUAUUACAUACUCCUUUAUUAGUAGAACCAGAUUUGGCCGAUGAAAUAAUAAAAGCUUAUUGCAUUUUACACAAUUAUGUUCGCCAAAGGGACGGAGCUAGUUAUGAAGAUAUGGAGUCAAAUCUGUUGGCCGAUGACUUAGAAAUUCGAGGAGCUCCAGCAAGAGCACAUGGGAUAGAGGUUAGAAACGCAUAUGCUGAUUAA
This is a messenger RNA of Metopolophium dirhodum (rose-grain aphid), 651 nucleotides long. RefSeq lists its product as uncharacterized. The transcript is spliced from 2 exons. The record is from RefSeq and is a predicted model, not a curated record. Bases 1 to 651 code for a protein of 216 amino acids. NCBI's taxonomy places the organism in Eukaryota, Metazoa, Arthropoda, Insecta, Hemiptera, Aphididae.